AUGAAAAUCCUACAAGCAAACCUUCACAGAAGCCGUAUAGCAGAUGACCUGCUGUCCCAAAUAGUACUGGAACAUUGCGUGGAUUUGGUUAUAAUCUGCGAACAAUAUAGAGUGAAACAACCCGGUAUCUGGCUGGAAAAUGAAGAUAAGACUGCAGCUAUAUGGAUCCCAGCUACGGGUGACAUACGAUGUCUCGGCGAUGGCAGAGGUAGCUGCUACGUAUAUGUACAACUUAAGGAAUUCACCAUAUUCAGUUGUUAUCUAACCCCGAACGAUACAAUAGAAGCUUUCCAACAUAAAAUCGAUGACAUUGAAGACAUAGCUCGGCAAAUGCAUGGAAGCCUUAUAGUAGCUGGUGACUUCAACUCUAGAGCAGAAGAAUGGGGCAUGCCAACAACCAACAGCAGAGGCCGAAAAAUUCUUAAUAUGUCAGCAAGAGUUGGACUGGUAGUCGCUAACGUGGGCAGAGCUCCGACGUUUCAGCGAAUGGGCCAAACAGGCACAAUACCGGAUAUAACGCUAGUGUCAGAGAACUCUGCGCACAGAAUAUUAGACUGGAAAGUCUUAGACAUCUACAAUGGAAGCGACCACGAGUACAUAUCUUUCAGUACUGAAGGAAGUUCGGCUCAUCAUGUAGGAAAUCAAAUAAGAACUAGUCACCGAUGGAAUGUUAACCGACUAAACCAGAACCGCUUAAUAGGAGAAAUUGACAGGAGUCAAAUCGAUAGCAAUGAGAGAACUAGCGUGGAGAGCGUUGUUAGCAGCACUAUGUCCACCAUAAAAAGAGCUUGUGAUGCUUCUAUGCCAAAGUCUGGCAAUCCCCACAGGAGAGGAGCAGAGGUGUACUGGUGGACAGACGAGAUAAGUGCUUUAAGGGAGACUAGCCUCCGCUAUAGGCGUCAUCUCACACGAGCUAGGAGAAGCGGAAACUUCGCUACACAGGAGGAGGAGUACAAGAAGGCGAAAAAGCUUCUUAAUAUUGCCAUUCGCAUAAGUAAACGAAAUAAAUGGAAAUCCCUCUGUAAUGACGUUAACAAGGACCCAUGGGGUCUUGGGUACAAACUCGUUAUGAAGAAGCUUAGGUCAAGAAGUACUCUGCCAGAUAUAGACGAAGGGCACAUGGACAACAUUGUCAAAACUCUGUUUCCGCCUCAUCCGAUCAGACCAGCUUACACUGCACUGCAGCCGUCUGAGGAACACUUCGAGUUGUUCAGCGAGGAUGAAUUAACUAAGGCAAUAGGCAGCAUGAAGAAUAGGAUGAAAGAAUAG
Drosophila rhopaloa is the source of this 1269-nucleotide messenger RNA. RefSeq lists its product as uncharacterized. The record is from RefSeq and is a predicted model, not a curated record. NCBI's taxonomy places the organism in Eukaryota, Metazoa, Arthropoda, Insecta, Diptera, Drosophilidae. The coding region runs from base 1 to 1269 and encodes 422 amino acids. Gene Ontology annotation, molecular function: catalytic activity. The transcript has a single exon.